GAGGGGCACGGAGCUUGGGGAGGGGGGGAGGCAGGAAAGGGAAGUACACUUUCAGGUUCUCUUAGGCUCUGGUCUCCUCACACAUGCCCCCUUCCUCUUGGCUCAAGAGAAAUCACAUCCAACUUCCGGCAAUGCUCAGGGCUGGCACCCUUCCUGCCACCUCCAGCCUGGGUUCUCUUUUCUGGAAUUCCUAGAUCCUGCUGAACAUGUGGUUGGACUCUCAGGACACCAACUCUUGUUACGGCCCCCCAGGCCAGAGACAACGCACAUAAACUCUGUUAAAUGGAAGAUGAAGCAUGACUUAACUUCAGAAGCUUCCGUGAUACUGACUUGGAAGAAUGGGUCUGGUCCAAACUACGUACAACGGGCUUUGAAUGAUUUCAACAAUACGCUCAAUUUUACAACAGAGGACUUAGCUCUUCUCAUCAGGGCAUCUCAGCACAACCACAGCGGCCUCUACAUCCUGGAGGUGACUGAUGACACCGGGAAAGUUAAGCAUCACCAUUUCCAGGUUUCUGUAUUUGAUCACGUAGGGACACUUGAAGUAGCGGAGGAGAAGAAGGUCCUGGAUGGAGGGAAAUGCCAAGUGUCUCUGUCCUGCUCGGUCUCCAGAGGUGGUAACGUGAGCUAUGUGUGGUAUAGAGGGAAUGAGCUGAUCCAGACACCAAACAAUCUCGGCAAACUGGAGCAAGAGAUCGAGGUCGGUAACUUGAGCAUAGUCACCUGCAAUGUCAGCAACCCGGCCAGCUGGGUAAACCACACCUUCACCCACAGCUGCCAGAGCAUCGACAAGUGUAAGUGGCACACUUGGGACUAAUCGGGGCCGAAUAUGAAGGGUUGGACCCCAUAAUGAGUCUCAUGCCAGACAUCCUUGGCUAUGAAAGAUCCCUUGGCUGCCUCUUCAAGUGCCCUGCUGCCCCUCCGAGGGGUGGCCCUGGUCUUUGGGCACACGGUUCCCACAAGCCAGGCCUAUCCUAGUCUGGGAAGAAUUUUAUCCCCAUCAGGAAUCUGCUAGGAGAUGCGAGCUUUUCCUUCACGUAGGGAGUGCUUAGUUGUUUGGUGGGUCACAGCCCUGCCAUGGCUGCCAUCGUCACUUCCUUCCUCUGAGAGACUGAUGGAGACAUGCUUCCUCCUCCCAAGGACGGAUAGUUCCCCCAAGCCAUGUAGUUCCCCAAGAGGUGACUAUGGCAUAUGUACAGCAGUGCCCUGGGUCAUGGGAGCACGCGGAUGGUCACAAGAGUUCCUGGAAGAGUUCUUGGUUUAUUGCCUAUGCUCAUCCUAAGUGUUAUCUUGAGUUAGGUUUGCACCAUUAAA
Molecule: messenger RNA, 1314 nt
Organism: Ailuropoda melanoleuca (giant panda)
Lineage: Eukaryota; Metazoa; Chordata; Mammalia; Carnivora; Ursidae
Product: natural killer cell receptor 2B4-like
Exons: 2
Coding region: 290-817 (175 amino acids)
Biological process (GO): natural killer cell activation involved in immune response
Cellular component (GO): membrane; external side of plasma membrane
Molecular function (GO): MHC class I protein binding
Source: RefSeq, a predicted model, not a curated record